Molecule: messenger RNA, 418 nt
Organism: Dentiscutata erythropus
Lineage: Eukaryota; Fungi; Glomeromycota; Glomeromycetes; Diversisporales; Gigasporaceae
Source: the annotation of a GenBank genome assembly
AAAAAUCCUUUUCUUGAAUUUAAAAAUAGAAUCAUCGAAAUAUUAAAUGAUUUUGAAAUAAAUGAAUGUUUUGAUUCUAAGAUAAUUACAAAUGAUAGAGAUAAAGAUAUAUUAAUUUCAGAAGAUGAUUUUGAAUUAUUAAUCACAUGUAAAUAUAGAGAAUCAAAAAAUAUUCGGUUUGAUGAUGUUGAGAGAACAGCAGCUAAUAGUCGAUUUCUCAAUGUUCAAGGAGUAAUUGUAACAAAUCUUGGUUAUGGACAAAAGGCUAUAAAAGUCGCAAAGAAGUAUAAUAUAAUCUUAGCUCAUGAUUUUAACAUUAAGGAUAAAUUAAGAUCGUAUAUUGAUAAAAUGGUUGAAAGAAAAGAAUUAGAUAUCUUGGAAGAUAUCGAAAGAGAGGAAAAAAUAAGUCUUUAUUUUU